CUUGCUCAACCAAUAGCAGUCUCAAUCACAGCUACGAUAAGCCAUGCAGGCGUGAUUCGCCCAUUGCUCAGCACUGCAGAAGCACUGCAGCCCAGCAGAAGCAAUGACUGCGAUAUAAGACACUCGUCCCGACCAUCGCAAUGAUCACGACCAACGUAUCGCACCAUGUCUAUACAAGCAGCCUGGGAGGCCUGCUCCAAAACGGACACCCUUUUCAUCCUCGUGUGUUCCGUCUUUUGCUGGCUCAUCAUUCCUGCUGUCGGCCUGGCCUACUCGGGCUACUCGACGCGCUCUAAUAGUAUCGCUUCAUUUUACCCCGGGCUACUAGCUGUCGCCGUCUGCUCGAUCCAAUGGUGGAUGCUCGGAUACUCGCUCGCCUACGACGAAGGCAACGGAUUCUUUGGGGGCUUCAGCAAGGUCUUUCACAUCGGCGUUCUCGCUGACCCGGUCGGUACAAUUCCCGAGAUCCUCUUCUCGGAGUUUCAGCUCAUCUUCUGCGCGACCGUGUGUGCCAUUGCGAUCGGAGGUGCCUGCGAGCGAGGCCGGCUCCUCCCAUUGAUUCCUUUCAUUUUCCUCUGGUGCACCUUUAUCUACGCCCCUCUGGCCCAUAUGGUCUGGUCGGAGAACGGAUUCCUCGCCAACCUGGGCGCCCUUGACUUUGCUGGCGGCACUCCGGUGCACAUCUGCAGCGGUGCUACUGCUACCGCGAUGAGUGUCUACCUCUCGUACCCUCUGUUCCGAUCGCGCCGUUCCCAGAUCCGCACUCCGCAGCACCUAACCCUCCACCGGCCGCAUAACACCCUCUGCCAGCUGCUUGCACUCAUCAUCAUCUGGAACGCCUGGCUCGCUUUCGACGCCGGCACUACCCUCGCCCUGAACUUCAAAAGCGUCAUGGCCGCCUGCGUGACGAAUCUCUGUGCCUCAUCCGGAGCCCUCACCUGGGCGAGUCUCACCUACUGGGAGACCGGAAAAUGGAGUCUCGACAGCACAUUCCUCGGCGCCAUUGCAGGCCUCGUCCUCAUCACGCCCAGCGCUGGCUUUAUCGAUAUGAGCACGGCCAUGGGCUUCGGCAUCCUUGGGGCUGUGUGUGGGUACCAAGCUUUGAAAAUCAAGUUCACGAAGCGCGCGAAGCUGUACCGCUGGGUCGACAACGGAGAUACCUUUGCUACGCAUUGUCUGGGCGGGUUCUUGGGCACGAUCGUCACAGGAUUAUUCGCGCAACGCUCGGUCGCGGCCUAUGACGGGGUUACGGAGAUUGCGGGCGGAUGUUUCUUCGACGGGAACUGGCGACAGCUAGGAAUACAAAUUGUCGAAGCGCUGAUCGGUUUUGUAUGGAGCUUUGGAGGAAGUUAUAUCCUCUAUGCCUUGGUGGACUGCGUACCCGGCUUCGAGGUACUCGCGACCGAUGAGGACGUGAUCGCCGGCAUGGACAAAUCCCAAAUGGACGAGUCUCUGCACGAAGCCCAAUGGGCCGGAGAGGAGGAUUACCAUCCCUUUGAAGGAAUCCGCUUGUAGCAGCAUAGCAUUCAGGCUCAAUCAAUAUACCGACCA
This is a messenger RNA of Aspergillus ibericus CBS 121593, 1551 nucleotides long. Its product is annotated as ammonium transporter. The transcript has 3 exons. NCBI's taxonomy places the organism in Eukaryota, Fungi, Ascomycota, Eurotiomycetes, Eurotiales, Aspergillaceae. Gene Ontology annotation, biological process: ammonium transmembrane transport. The coding region runs from base 166 to 1515 and encodes 449 amino acids. Gene Ontology annotation, cellular component: plasma membrane. The record is from RefSeq and is a predicted model, not a curated record. Gene Ontology annotation, molecular function: ammonium channel activity.